Rasamsonia emersonii CBS 393.64 is the source of this 1671-nucleotide messenger RNA. Its product is annotated as Lectin C-type domain protein. Lineage: Eukaryota; Fungi; Ascomycota; Eurotiomycetes; Eurotiales; Trichocomaceae. The record is from RefSeq and is a predicted model, not a curated record. The transcript has 3 exons. The coding region runs from base 1 to 1671 and encodes 556 amino acids.
AUGUCUGGCCACUAUACAUCCAACAACUCUCUGCUCAAUGAUACGUUUUGGGUGGUGCUGCUGAGUCAGAGGGAUUUGUCCGGCCAGGUCCCGAUCAACUUUGUCCCUCAGCCCGCGGUCUCCCUAACGGCUGCAUGCUUUGGAAACAACAGAUACGAUGGCGAGGCUGGCUGCCUAUGUAUUUCCAAUCUCCUGACCGUCGGAUACCGGCGACUGAUCGUCGAUCUGUACUGGUCCACCGAACUCCGGCAAUGGCUGUUCUGUCCUGUUUCCAUCCCUUCUUCCAGCUCGGGAUCCUCUCAGCCUUCGGUCCACCAGCUGGGCCCUUACUCAUACGUCUUGCAAGGGUACUUCCAAGCAACGCGAGACUCGACGAGCGCGCAAUUCAUGUACCUUAUACUCAACCUCCACGCCGCCGCGAAUGCGAGUGCUCCUGAUGAACCAGCGCCUGCUCCUUCUGGUGCAGAACUCCCGUCGGGAUCCCAGCUUCUCGGGACGGUGAUCAACGAUGCUCUUGAGACGUACAUCUACAGUCCGCAUCAGCUCUCCCAGGACCGGAGCAAUCUCAACGAGUCGUGGUAUCAUGAUACCAGAGACUGGUUGAUUCCCCUCUCCUCCUACUUCGUCACGAAUACCGAUGGGAACGGGAUUCAGAGCACACAAGACGGAUGGCCUUGUGGAUCUUAUCUGGAGACGGUACUGGACAAGCGUCUGCUGCUGGGCUGGGGGUCCGUUGAUCCGCAGAUGAAGGGCUAUAAUUUCAGCGGCGACAGUCCUUACAUCUUCCCGGCGGCGGAUGUCACGUCCAAUGUCACCGUCACUCCAGCUCCAGAUGGAGUAGGCCUGCAGUCGGGGUGCUUCUUUGAACCUCACGUAACUGAUGUCUCCAGAGUCAACUCGUCGUGGGCCGAGUCAGCGAGUCUGACUGUUAACGGUAACCUCACGACGGGUGCUCUCGGGGACGCGUCGCUUAUGCUGCAGAAUUUCACGUCUUGCGGUAUCUCUCCGGUGGUCAACGAGACCUUGUCCGGCAAGACGGCCGAUGAGAACGUCGACCAGUACCGGAAUCUGUCGGUGUCGUCGACGUGGUCGUGGGCCAUUGGGGAGCCUCAGAACAUAUCGGCGCUUGCCAACACCCAGAAUUUGGAUAACACGAACGAACUGUUUCGCUGCGCGGUCAUGGACCUCACGGUAUCGGGCCACUGGCGGGCCGGGAACUGCUCGGAUGAGUAUCGCGCUGCCUGCCGGGUCAAUGGCUCGCCGUAUUCGUGGGUGCUGUCGUCCAGCAAGGGCUCAUUUUUCGCGGCCCCCAAUGCCUGUCCGGAACACACUACGUUUGACGUGCCACGAACUGGCCUCGAGAAUACGUAUCUAUACCGGACGGCAUUUUCGUUGCUGGGCGACAGCAACGAACAGCGCGUGUGGGUGAACUUCAACUCGCUUGAUGUCCAGUAUUGCUGGGUGCUGGGAGGGCCAAAUGCUACCUGCGGCUACAUCCCGGAUGCAGACGACCUCCAACGGCGGACCAUCCUCGUGCCGACGAUAGCUGCGAUAGUGAUUUUGAUCAUCACGGCGCUGACGUUGUUUGUCAAGUGCAACGCCAAUCGGCGGAGCUCGAGGAGGAGGAAGAGGGUGAUUGAGGGAUGGGAGUAUGAGGGAGUCCCGUCUUGA